Paramecium sonneborni is the source of this 564-nucleotide messenger RNA. NCBI's taxonomy places the organism in Eukaryota, Ciliophora, Oligohymenophorea, Peniculida, Parameciidae. The record is from the annotation of a GenBank genome assembly.
AUGUCCUGUGGAUGUGGAAUAUCAAAAAUUAAAUUAUUAGGGACAUUAGAGGAUUGGGAAUGCUUAAGAAAAAAUACUGAAAAACUUAAAAAAUUUGGAUUAGAUUGGUGGUUAGAUAGAAUAUUACCCAUUUUAGAUUAAUUCAUCAAUUUACAUAAAGGAAAUAUAGAUCAUGCAUUUUGGAAAGACAUCUAUAGAUAUUAAAACAAGAAAGGUAUUUAUGAUCCAACACCUGAAUAUGCAACAGGUUGGAUUACUAAUUUCUUCUCAUAUAAAGUAAAUGAAAAUGCUGAUGUGGAAGAUUAGGAUAAUAAGUUUGUAAGAAAUUAAUUUCCCAAGUAAUUAACAAAACAUUCCCAAUUGCCGAAAGACUAAAUACCCACUGGAAUAUCGUAAGCCCCUGUAAAGCUUAUAAAUUAGAGAACUCAAGUAACUAUGGAUCUUAAAUUUAACGCUGGAUUUUUUGGUGUAGCUAAAGAUGAAGAAGGAUUUAUUUAUGCUUAAUAAGGAUGGGCUAUUAUAAGAAAUAAUUAGAGAAGAAAUUUCUUUGAUGAUUUUUAUUGA